UAACACACAUCUAGACUGACAAGGACUUCACAGUCAUGUCUGGCCAUCUCAUAAUGGUACUAUGGGUUUGUGGCAGUAUAGGUCAACUCUAUGGAGCUGCCCCGUAUCCUGGUGACUUUUCGCAGCAUUGGACCGACCUCGUUACCACUUUGGACGAGAGAGUUGCCAAAUUAGAGAGUCUUCUUACAGCAAAAGAUGUUAGGAUUGGUCAGCUUGAGACACGGCUGGACACUGAAAUUGAAAAGAAAAACUUGAAGGUAUCAGAGCUGAGAGAGAAAAUGGAUCAGGAGAUUGUCAAACCAAGUGAUGCUAGAAUAAGAGAGCUCGAGGCAAAGCUUGACAGUGAAACUGAAAAGAAAAACUCGGAAAUAUCAGAACUGAGACAGAAAAUGGACGUUCUUAUAAAAACAACAAACAUUUUAUAUAAAUGUUUACACCAACCCGAUUUUGAAGACACUGUUCAAAGAAUAAAAAGCGGCAAUGUUGACAAGGAAAGGACAACAAAAGAAGUCGGAUUAAAAGAGAAUGAACCGGAAACUAUACUCAAGGAAGGUAACACAACACAAAAACACACGGAAACAAUCUACAAGGUCCAGGACAAUAUGGUGGGCUACCUUGAUAGGAGACGCAGUGAACCUACAGGGCGGAUACAGAGGAGAGUCAGACGCGUUGCUCCUUCUUCAUCAACCGUGGCAUUUCAUACAAAAAUGUCCUCUGCAAAGACGUUGGUGAAUGGUGUAACAAUGAUAUUCGACAAUGAGAUACUCGACCAAGGAAAUGGCUACAACCCGCGUGAUGGGAUAUAUACGGUACCAGUGUCCGGUACGUAUGUUCUCACAUGGACAGUUUUGUCUGAAACUAAUUCUUACCUCCUGACAGCUCUUGUAGUAAACGGAGAAGAAAUGGGUAUCUCAAUGACCAAUUCAGAGGACAUCACCGACAAGCACCAGACUACUGCGAUCGUUGUACUGCCUUUGGACCAGGGCGAUCAUAUGUUCAUACGGGUUAAAAUAAUAGCUGGGAGCAUGGUUAGUGAUACAUUACAUGGAAAACCAACAUUUUCUGGUUGGAAACUAUAAAUGAAAGUUGUUAUUAAA
Pecten maximus is the source of this 1097-nucleotide messenger RNA. RefSeq lists its product as uncharacterized. Gene Ontology annotation, molecular function: protein binding. NCBI's taxonomy places the organism in Eukaryota, Metazoa, Mollusca, Bivalvia, Pectinida, Pectinidae. The record is from RefSeq and is a predicted model, not a curated record. Bases 36 to 1079 code for a protein of 347 amino acids. The transcript has 2 exons.